Messenger RNA from Aspergillus novofumigatus IBT 16806, 1096 nucleotides. Its product is annotated as bZIP transcription factor. NCBI's taxonomy places the organism in Eukaryota, Fungi, Ascomycota, Eurotiomycetes, Eurotiales, Aspergillaceae. The record is from RefSeq and is a predicted model, not a curated record. The transcript has 2 exons. Bases 33 to 956 code for a protein of 307 amino acids.
CCUACCUUAAUGCAGGUCCAGUCAUAAGACGCAUGGGAAUGGUUCCCACCAUUCCAUUACAGCAGUUACCGCAACAACAGAAAGCACCUUCGGAAGAGGAUUGGACUGGAGUUAGUGACCCUGUUACGCGUCGGCGAUUACAAAACCGACUAAAUCAAAGAUCAUAUCGGCAACGUCACGCUAAGAAUAACAAUACUGGCCACAGUGGUCAGGCAUAUUGUUUUGUGGACCCCAGCCAUGACAGUGGUCGUCCUCUCCAACUCAUGAGGAGUGCAUCUGCUGCAGCUAACACCGUCUCACAUGUCGCUGCCAUAUUAUGCAGAUUAACUAUGGACCAACACUCUACAUGCACCUUUGCACCGCCAAAUAUCCACGAACUAAUGAACCAAUUUGAAAGAGACGCUCUGGAAAAGUACCUUUCCGGCUCCCCAGAGAUAGACCAACUCCUCUCUCUCAGUAGAAUAAAUGUUCUACGCGCGGCUUAUGAAAAUGUCAUUGCACUAGGCAUGUCUGCUGAGUGGCUAUGUGCGGAUGAAGCAGUUUCCGUGUUCAGUCAGUCCUGUCCAGGGGUGCGAGAAAUAGAUGUUCCCCAAAGCUUAAGCCCAACGUCCUUACAGCGGAGAGUUCCACAUCAUCCGUGGCUGGAUGUCUUUCCUUUCCAGCAGAUGCGGGAUAAUAUGAUUGUGGCUGGAGACGCCCUAGAUGAUGAUGAGCUGUGUCAUGACCUUGUAUGUUUCUGGGACACUCGUGAUAGCCGCGCAACGCUACUUGUCUGGGGAGCUCCCUGGGACCCGCAGAACUGGGAGGCCAGCGAGGCGUUCGCCAUCAAGUGGCACUGGGUACUUAGAGGCUGUCCUGACCUACUGGUUUCUACAAAUAAAUGGCGACGGCAGAGGGGCGAGAAACCUCUUCUUUGGAAAGGGAUCCUCGGGGCGGGAAGAACACAGGUUGUCUAAUUUACUGUUGGUUUGAGAAUAUUAUGGUGCUGAAAUGUACUUGGAUUAUCCUGUUAACUCCUAUCAAUUGUGUAUCCUUACAGUCACAAACAAGAGAGAGACUGUGUCUCUGACAUGGUCAGAUUCAAUCAACUUUCGAG